Messenger RNA from Physcomitrium patens, 3079 nucleotides. Its product is annotated as putative CoA ligase CCL12. NCBI's taxonomy places the organism in Eukaryota, Viridiplantae, Streptophyta, Bryopsida, Funariales, Funariaceae. The record is from RefSeq and is a predicted model, not a curated record.
UCAGAUUUUUGCAGCGGAAUUCGACGCUUCGGCGAGCCUUCUAAGGUGUCGUCUGCUAAAGCCACUCAGGAAUGUGUCUCGCCAGUGUGUGUCUUGCAACUUGGCCUUCGAAGGCGAUGGUUGUUUCGAGUUGUUUAGGGGGGAUGUAUUACGGGGCAAUGGUUGGCGACUCGGUGGGGGUGUGAUCGUGUGUCUUCACUCCUGUGUCUCCACGAUCUUUCUCAUUUGGUCGCUUCCGAGUUUCGCAUUUCGUCGUACUUUGUACUUGAAAAGAGAUUCAUCGUUUCACGUCCACACACUAUGAAUCUCUAUCAAGUACAAAGGGCUGAAUUGUAGUCAGAACGCGUGCUCGGUGGGCUGGACGGAGCUCGGGAGUUCUUUGCACCUGAGGUGUUGGUUGUAGUGGACAGAGUAAAGAAAUUCCAGGACUGAUUGUGAGGUUUAAAGCGAUGGAGGAGGAGGGAUUGAGCAUUGACCUGGUCACGAAACAGCAUCUUCUGAAGGCCGGGCUUUCUCCUCCAGAGGCUGACGUCUUUUUCGAUCAGCUGCGAGUAAUCCUGUUCGAAACGCUCCAGUCGAAGCCGAGGACAUGGCAACGUAUUUCACAGGAGCUUCUGCAACCAGAGCAGCCUUUUCCUCUGCAUCAGCUGAUGUACUAUUCUACUUAUCGAGAUUGGGACACCACCACGCUCGGCCCACCGCUGGGUUGGAUUCCGACACCAGAAAUUGCACGGCAGUCAAAUCUGGGGCGCCUCCUAGAACGCAAAGGCCAAGACAUACUGGGGGAGAAGUAUCGGAGUCCAACAGAAAGCCUACCAGAGCUCCAGCGCUGGUCCGCUGAAUACCCCGAGAAGUAUUUUCCUCUUGUCUGGAACACUCAAAGUCUAGUGUUUCACCAACAGCCACGAUGUUUUUUAGACACGAGCAACGAGGCUGAUCCAGGAGGAGUCUGGGUUCCUGGAGCUUCUUUGAACGUAGCCGAGAGUUGUUUGACAACUAAAGGCUCCAAAAACGACUCGAGCAUAGCUAUAUUGUAUCGUAAUGAGGGUGAAGACGGCUCACCCGUGAGCAAAGUGACACUAUCGCAAUUGAGAGCCAAUGCUAGCCGUGUAGCGAACGCCCUUGACGCGCUCGGAUUUAAACGAGGUGAUGCGAUUGCCAUUGAUAUGCCCAUGAACGUGCAUGCAGUCACCGUAUACCUGGGCAUUAUUCUUGCAGGGUGUAUUGCUGCUUGUAUUCCUGAUAGCUUUGUUGCUAAUGAGAUCGCAGUCCGUAUUCGAAUCUCCAAAUCCAAGGCUAUUUUCACACAGGACAUAAUUCGACGAGGAGGGAAGGAGCUUCCACUCUAUAGUCGUGUGGUCGAGGCCCGAGCUCCACUUGUAAUCGUCAUUCCUUCCGAUGGUAAAUCAUCUUGCCUAAGGCUCAGGGGCGGAGAUAUGGUAUGGAGAGAAUUCGUGACGCGAGCAGAGCAUGUAAGCAGGCCAGAUGAAUACAAAGCUGUUGUGCAAUCUAUAGAUUCGCACACCAACAUACUGUUCUCGUCUGGCACUACAGGAGAACCAAAAGCCAUACCAUGGACUCAACAUGCCCCUCUCCGAUGCGCAGCAGAUGCUUGGGCACACCUCGAUGCAAGGGAAGGAGAUAUAAUCUGUUGGCCGACUAACUUGGGCUGGGUAGUCGGACACUUGGUAUUAUAUGCUGCCUUUUUGAAUGGUGCAACCUUAGCACUCUUUAACGGUUCCCCACUGGAUCAAGAAUUUGGAAAGUUUGUGCAGGAUGCCAACAUCUCUAUUUUAGGAACCGUUCCUAGCUUGGUGAAGACAUGGAAAACUAGCGGGUGCAUGGCCAAUCUUGACUGGUCUCGCAUCCGGAUUUUUAGCUCGACUGGAGAAUCAUCAUCUGUCGAUGAUGAUCUCUGGUUAAGCGCAAGGGGUGGAUACAAGCCCGUUCUAGAAUGUUGCGGAGGCACGGAGUUGGGAUCAAUGUACCUUGCUGGAAGUCUGGUGCAACCCCAGGCCUUUGCUACUUUCAGUACCCUCGGAAUGACCAUUAAGGCUUUCAUCCUCGACUACUCUAGCAAUUCAUAUCGGCCAGAUGAGGCAGCAUGCACAGGCGAAGUAGCCCUCCAUCCGCAUAUAUUUGGAGCAUCAAGCACUCUUCUCAAUGCUGAUCACUACGAAGUAUACUUCCAAGGGAUGCCUUUUUUCAAUGGAAAACCAUUGAGACGACAUGGAGAUAUUUUUCAAAGAUUUCAUGGAGCUUUUUAUAAAGCUUAUGGGCGAAGUGACGACACUAUGAAUUUGGGUGGCAUUAAGGCGAGUGCUGUUGAAAUUGAACAGAUUUGCAACAAAGCUCACGACUCUGUUCAGGAAACCGCAGCCGUCGCGGUGCAACCGCCUGGAGGCGGCCCAGAUGAGCUUUUGAUUGCGGCAGUUCUGAAACCAGGUUUCAACCUAAGCACCAAGGAGCUCCAGAAAUUUUUUCACUCCUCUGUUGUGUCCAAUUUGAACCCUUUGUUCAAGGUGAAAGCAGUUGUUGUUUUCCCAGAAUUCCCACGAACACCAUCUAACAAGUUGCUGAGACGAGUACUGCGGGUUGAAUGUGCGAAGAUUGUGAACUCCAAACAGCGUUCUCGAUUGUAGAAGAUUGCGGCCAAGUCUUAGUUCAACUCACUCUUCGGAUUUCCUUCUGCUCCGGGAUUUUUUUUGCGGAGUAAAAGUGGUGGCAAAAAAUCAAGUCCUAGUUGGACUUGGUGUGAUUACAAAUUGGUGGUUCAAUUGUAAUUCAAGGACCCAAUUCUUCUGAUAUUUUUUCAGGUCAACGUUAGAACCACAUUUCAAUGAAUGUUGCAAGUUUAUGCAGGAUUUCAGAUUAACCUUGAUGUGAAAAUGAAGUGCUUUGGAAGACUUUCAUGACUUUUCUUGCAAAACUAGAUACAAAAUUGAAGGUUGCAUGUUACAAAAACAUAUUAUAUAAAAAAUAGCUGAUAAAAAAUCAUCAAUUAUAACUUAUAUGAUUGGUAAUGAUGAAACCGUGUGUAAUGCCUUGUGGAAUACAAAGAUGAACAGAUUUUUACUGA